Rhagoletis zephyria (snowberry fruit fly) is the source of this 1324-nucleotide messenger RNA. Its product is annotated as putative nuclease HARBI1. The record is from RefSeq and is a predicted model, not a curated record. NCBI's taxonomy places the organism in Eukaryota, Metazoa, Arthropoda, Insecta, Diptera, Tephritidae.
ACAAAAAGAAAUGAACAAAAAGCGAGCUUCGAUUGCCUUUGCAUCACUUUGUUUGAUCGCGACUUUAAAAGCGUGGAAAAAAAAUAAAUGCUUGAAAAGAAAUAAAAAGCAAUGGUGGAUUCGUCCAGGGCUCAGACACAGGGCCACCAGUGGUUUCUACUCCACACUGCGUUUUAAACUACGUCAGCAGAAUCCUCAAUGGUUUAACAAUUUUGUGCGAAUGAGCUGUGAAGACUUUGACUACCUGGUGGAGCAUCUCACACCAUACAUUGGCAAGAGCAAUACCCGAUUCAGGAAAGCAAUUUCAGUCGGCGAAAGACUCGCCGUAACUUUACGGUAUCUGGCUACAGGAGAUAGCUUUUCAAGUUUAAUGACGGUUUUUCUUAUUGGUAAAACUACAAUAUGCCACAUAGUACAUGAAACAUGUGCUGCUAUUUUUACAGCAUUGAAAGAUAAGUUUUUAAAGGUCCCAAAUACCCCUGGACAAUGGGCAGAAGUAGCAGAUCAAUUUGCAAAGCGUUGGAACUUUCCAAACUGUUGUGGUGCUUUGGACGGUAAGCACAUAAUGAUACAGGCACCUGCUAACUGUGGCUCCGAAUACUUUAAUUAUAAAAAAUUCAAUAGUAUUGUUUUAAUGGCUUUGGUGGACGCAGAAUAUAAGUUUCUUUUUGUAGAAGUUGGAGCAUACGGCCGCGAAUCUGAUGGAGGUGUUUUCGCAAGAUGCACGCUUUCAACUGCUCUUGCUGACAACACUAUUAAUUUUCCACCCCGCAGACCACUACCGAAUGAGGCAGAUCCAAUGCCAUUUGUCAUUAUUGCAGACGAUGCCUUUCCGCUGAAACCAUACAUUUUGAAACCAUUCUCUUAUCGUGAACAAGUAAUGUCGCAUAAAAUAUUUAACUACAGAUUAUCACGAGCAAGAAACGUGGUUGAAAAUGUGUUUGGCAUAUGCGCGGCACGGUUCAGGAUCCUUAGAAGGCCAAUGGAUGUUAAACCUGAGAACGCAAAGACCAUCGUUCUAGCAAUUUGUGUUAUACAUAACUUUUUAAUAUCAACAAACUCAUCCUAUUUAACUAGAACCGACACUGACAAUGAAAUAAACGGAGAGUUAGUGGCGGGUAAUUGGCGAUUAGAACUUGGACCAAACGGAAAGCUAAUUUCACUUCGUGCAAGUACCACUCUGGAUAGGCCAGCAGAUGAUGCAAUAAAUGUUCGAGCUGCUUUUAUGGAGUAUUUUAUGACACCGUAUGGAGAAGUCCCAUGGCAAUAUAAUAGAACGAUUAUUCACAACUCAUUUUAAAAGUCAGUAACUUCGCUUAGAUGA